Sphaeroforma arctica JP610 is the source of this 468-nucleotide messenger RNA. RefSeq lists its product as hypothetical. Lineage: Eukaryota; Ichthyosporea; Ichthyophonida. The transcript is spliced from 4 exons. The record is from RefSeq and is a predicted model, not a curated record. The coding region runs from base 25 to 354 and encodes 109 amino acids.
CACAAUUAGGAAUCGCAAAAUGUGAUGACAUCCGCGUAUGCGAGCAAGUGGUUCUUGCAGUGCUUCUUAGACAAGCUUCCGUUUGGCGUGGUGAUCCGUUUGUGGGACUGUUUUCUUUUGGAAGGCUACACCGUGAUACAGGCCAUAGCCUUAAGCAUAAUCAUAUCAAACAAAAAGCGUCUCAUGAAAGGCGACUUCGAGAAAAUACUCAAUUUUCUCAGUAGCGAGAUGUCGAAUUCCGAAGUGAACACGAAGGCACUUUUCAGGUCUACAACGAAAUAUCUGGCAAUGUUGAAAAAAGUGGACAGGAAGCAAAGUAGACGGAUAAAGAAGUCACAAACAUCUGUCAAGUAGGAAGUGUUCUCUACAGUGCCGAUGUCUCGAAGGAGGAAUUGGCAUUUGCAUUAUGUAGCGAACAUUGGAUAUGUUGAGCAGCGGCACUGCAAAUAAAUAAUAGACUGAUAUCAG